ACCACAAUCUGUUUAUGUUCAGACUUGAGAAAGCAGACCGGAGCGUCGCUUCAGCUGUAUUAAUCUUUUGUGGUGAUCAGUUAGAAUUUCGGGGUGGUGAAAACCGACUGUUUCAUAGAUACGCAACAUUUUGCACGUGUGUAUUUUAUCCUGACAUUUGGAAGAACUCUUCAUACCUUUGCCUUUGUUAGUUAGCAACUUAGCGGGGUUAGCUAGCUUUAGUCUUGUGUUUGAACCGUUUUAUUGUUUUCCUCAGCCGAGCUAACAGAGCUAUCGGCUAAGAAAAUUAAGAAUUAAAAACACCAGCUAGCUAACGGCUCCAACGGACGCUGGCUGCAGAACCAUCUCGAACAAACGGUGGAUAAGCAUAAAAAAUACGAUAUCAACGUCUUUGGUUCGUGCAGUAGCAGCAGCGACGAUGAUGCUGAUGCUGGCAGCGAUGAAGCUGAGACACAGCUGAGACCGACUGUGUGGUUGUGUAGCGUUCGUAGCUGGAGAGGCAGAACACCCGCACGCACACAAGCGCACACACGCCGUGCCCAUGUUUUCCCCCGAGCAGGAGAACAUCUCCACCUCCUCCACCAAAGUGCCAAUUAAAUACGGAGAGCUCAUUGUACUUGGGUACAAUGGCUCUCUCCCAAAUGGAGACCGUGGCAGACGGAAGAGCCGUUUCGCUCUCUUUAAGCGGCCCAAAGCAAAUGGAGUCAAACCCAGCACUAUCCAUGUAGCCUGCACACCACAAGCAGCCAAGGCCAUAAGCAACAAGGACCAGCACAGUAUCUCCUACACCUUGUCUCGAGCUCAUACGGUGGUGGUAGAGUACACUCACGACAGCAAUACAGAUAUGUUCCAGAUUGGUCGUUCCACUGAAAGCCCUAUAGACUUUGUGGUGACGGACACUAUCCCGGGCAGCCAAAGUAACUCGGACACGCAGUCGGUCCAGAGCACCAUCUCUCGUUUCGCCUGUCGGAUCAUGUGCCAGCGGACGCCGCCCUACACUGCCCGCAUCUUUGCCGCUGGAUUUGACUCCUCCAAAAACAUCUUUCUUGGGGAAAAGGCAGCGAAAUGGAGAACAUCAGAUGGACAGAUGGACGGCUUGACAACCAAUGGUGUGCUGGUGAUGCACCCUCGGCACGGCUUCACCGAGGACUCUAAACCAGGCGUUUGGAGGGAGAUCUCAGUGUGUGGGAAUGUAUUCACACUCCGUGAGACACGGUCUGCCCAGCAGCGGGGCAAAAUGGUGGAGAGUGAGACACAGGAACUGGUGGACGGAUCACUGAUCGACCUUUGUGGCGCCACGCUCCUGUGGCGCACAGCUGAGGGCCUUCAGCGCACACCCACACUCAAGCACCUGGAAGCUCUGCGGCAGGAGCUGAACGCGGCGCGGCCUCAGUGUCCUGUCGGCUUUAACACGCUGGCCUUCCCCAGCAUGCGCCGCAAGGACACAGUGGAUGAGAAGCAGCCCUGGGCCUACCUGCACUGCGGCCAUGUGCACGGCUACCACAGCUGGGGCACGCGGGACUCAAGCGAGCGGGACGGGGGACGUGAGCAGGAUGGGCGCGAGCGGGAGUGCCCCAUGUGCCGGGCCAGGGGGCCGUACGUGCCCCUGUGGCUGGGCUGUGAGGCAGGGUUCUAUCUGGACGCGGCUCCGCCCACCCAUGCCUUUAGCCCCUGUGGCCAUGUGUGCUCAGAGAAAACGGUGGCCUUCUGGAGCCAGAUCCCUCUUCCCCAUGGCACGCAUACGUUCCACGCAGCCUGCCCAUUCUGCGCCCAGCAGCUGAGCGGAGAGCAGGGAUACGUCAGACUCAUCUUCCAGGGACCCGUGGACUAGCCAUGCUGAACCCACUGAACCCAAGCAAACUGAAGGGCCCCCCCACCCUCUCCAUGCUCCUGUCUCUCUUAACCCCUUCUCUCUCUGUCGCUCUCUCUUUUUCUCUCUUACUAGUUCUGUUCACAUUAAGAGAUUGAAAUGGCACAAGUCUGAUUUUAAAAAAAAAUUCCUGCUUAAAUGUGAACAGUGCAAACACAUUUUUGGUGCAAGCUGUAUGUUCACACUGGGAAAUGCAACAGGAUGUAGUGUACUGCUACAGCAGUCUGCCAUACGUAGAGGAAGGAAUGCAUGUCUGGGGACAAUUCCUUAAACUUUUGGUGCUGAAUUGGGCGAAAUGCAUUUGUGUAGCAAGGGUAGUUGUAGUUCUCUCUAAGAGCGCUUUCACACCGGCCUCAUUUGGUUCGGAUCUUUGGACUUUUUGGUUUGGUCCGAACCAAAAUAGCAGGUGUGAAAGGUGCCUCGGACCACGUCCUGACCAAAGGACUAAAACUUGGUCCGACCAAAAGAGCCGGUCUCGGUCUGUAUCAAACUCAGCCAUGGGUCGUUUGCAGCAUGAAAGCACUUUUUUUGGAUGGUUUGUACUUUGGGAACAAUCACUGGAAGUUGAGAAAGGCUAUCGUCACUCAUUAAACAAUAGAAGAAAAAAAAAAUAAUGAGCUGCGCACCACACGAGGAGAGGAGAGCAUGAAAAAAUGUCAUUUUAAUUCGGUCCAGCAAAGAAGUGAAAACUCAACUUGCAAAAAAGGAUAAAGUGUUGAAACGUGUACGUAGACGCUUCUCUACAGGCCAAUCAGUGUUAAGUACAAUGAAAUGCAGCCCUUGUAGCCAUGCUAGCUCACCCCCUGUUUUAGUACCUGUUUUAACAAGCCCUCAUCCGCUUGGGCUUGUCAUUUAUCCUCGGGGGAAUCCCUAGCACCAUCUCAAGGGCUAUUCCUUUACUCCAUUAGCUCAAGGGAAUGGUGUUAGAUGAGCUCUUGGAGAGGCAAGGGAUUAGUUAAACACCUCUGUUGACUUUAGCAGUAGAACUUGCACAGAAAUGAUUGCAUUUUCCUUUUCAAAACCAAACAUAAUGUUGAAUGAUGCUGUUUGUAAGCAAUCAACUGCUUUAAAAUGCUUACCAUUUCAGGACUAUAACAUACAGUUUGAUGGGAUUAUUAAGCGCUACACGGCUAACAAGAACAGAAACAAUGACUGUUCUAAUCCAUUUAUAGCCAGAAAAAAACAAUUACUCUCACACAAAUUUUAUGUACAUUUAGAUAAAACUUCUUAAAAAAUUUUUGCAUUGCAAAGUUUGCAUUGCUUACCAGUUAGCUCACUGAGAUGAGUUCCUGUCCAUUUAAAAAUCCACUUCUCACUGUUACCCAUGACCCUUUCUGCCGCAAGUGGCCAACUAUAUAACAUAGAUGUAGUGCACUUCCAAGUGGUGAGUCGAAGUGAGUGAUGGCAAGUUCAUCUGACGGUGUCCUCUCCUACUUUGAGCUGCACCUUAACUGCACUGGUUUAGUUAUUUCACGCGUUUGUUCCCAUCCUAAUGCAUCUCUUGUCCCCAGAUGUUGUCAUUACCAGCUUACGUUUGGGCCCACAAGACUGCUGUGCUCACGCAACUGUUAAGGAGUGCUGGAGGUCUCCUCAGUUGUGUUUACUUUCUUGACUGAAGUGAGUCGCUUGCAAAUGUGAAUAUGAACCAUCAAACGGCAGAAAGAUCAGAUCCAACCAGAUGUCUGAAUAGUCAUAAAGCGUGCGAUGUGAGCGUAGCUUUCCUUCCUAUAUCUCUCUGUAUCUCUCUCACCCCACCUCUCUUGGACUAUUGAACUGUUUUUUAUUUCCUCUGCUUUGUAAGUGACCUUUUUUUUAAGUGAUUUUUUUUUUUCUUAAUGCAGAAGAAAAACAGAGAAAUAUAUAUUUUCAAUUGAAACAAAAAGUACCUAAAUGAGGCAAAAAAAACACAAAACAAGACGGGGCUAUGAAAAUGAAAUGAAAAAUCUGGGCAGCCACAGGAAACCUGUUUGGGAGUGGACUUGGAGGACUUACAGUGGGGGUACAGUGAUGUAUACAGUGUUUCUUUGCUAAUAUGCUAAUAGAAUACCAUUCUACUUGACUUUAGUGAUGCAAUAACAAUACUUUAUAUAAGAGUGUCUGUAAUGAGCUUACCAUAACAAAAACCUAUUUACAGUCGACAACAGAUCCAUCUCCGUCAUGGCUGCAUUAAACAAACGAAAGGUUACGUUUAGAUUUUAGAGAUGUUUUCCAUGUGAAUCAGAUAUGCCUAACUUAAAAAAUACUUAACGUUUUUAUUUAUGCAUAGUAUCAAUGUUAAUCAAAUGUAAAGUUCUAGCUGUGUGUUUUUUGGAGUUACCUGUCUUUGUUUCUUUAUUUUCUCAUCAUCCCACAUCUAGCCUAGGAAACUCAGAGCUGAUUUCAGCCUGGCUGUGUGUGCUCAGUGCGUGUGUAGCUCACGCACUCGUGCAAGUGUGUGAAGACUUCCGCUACAAAGCAAUAGUGUGAGGGCUUCAAACGAAAGCAGUAACCUGCAGGAACUGAAAGUAUUUAAUUGUACUUUGAGGGUGUUAAAUGGAAGUUGCUGUCGUGGUUGAAAUAAACCAUUGUUUGAUUGUAUGAAAAGGUAGCGUCACCCCGAGGGUUCAAUUCCAUAGUGUAAGUGGUGGUAUUAUACAUUGUGUAUCCCUGGUUAGCUGUCCUUUUGGGUGGAGUGCUCCAGGUGAACCUUCAAGCCAAACAGAUUGUUCUGAGCCAAGUCAUCUGUCUAACCUCCAGUCAUAGAUUUUGCACCAAGUCACUGUGACUCUUAAGCUGGCAGUAUACUUGUACUGAAAAAGACAUUUCGAAGCAAAACCACUUCUGUCUCAAAAGGUGCCCUACACUUUGCGGCCCUCCUACAAGUCCACACUUGUGGACCAAAAGGGCAAAAACACUUCAAAGGUGCUAGAUUUAAAGUGUGAGUUUUGGGACAGAGUCUUGUGAAUGUGUCGUACCCAGUAAGAUUAUCAAUCAUACAUUUUUUUUUUAAUGAGCCGAUUUGCUUUAUACACAGUGGUUCAGUUCUAAUUAUGAGCAUGAUGCAGCUUGUUGACAAGCUAUAUUACAAAACGCAAAAAAAUGCAUUUCUGACAUCUAAAUAUGUUCUCCACUCUGUUGGUCUCACAACUAUGUACAAGCCAAUGCACUGGCCAUUUAUCUUCACCUGUAUCUCAAGGAAUUUCGAGUGUGCAUUGAUGCAGUCCAAGGCCACGCUAACAGCACAUAGAGGGAACUUGUGAGUACCUUUUUUGAAUGCCAGGUAGAGAAACAAGACACCAGCCUUGCAGACAAGCACAGUAGAGCAGUGGUUCUCAAACUGGUCCUCAGGGAAAUCUGCUCUGUCUCUGUGUAUUGUGAGUCAGGUUGGAGCAAAAUCUGGAUCAUCUUGGGGUCCUUGAGAACCACUGCAACAGAGGACCACAGGACCGCAAGUGUGGCACUACAGGGCUUUUUUUUUUACAGAACGCAGUUAGGGGGAGGUCUCAGAGCAAGUAAUGCAACAUACCAACUCCAAGCACAGAGAUGUUUGUUUUGAGCCCUCCCCCUGACUGCGAUUGGUCCCCAUGUCAUGUGGUUGCCUGCAUUGCUGCAAGUAGAAUCUUUUCAUUUCUGGUUCCUUUGUUUUGUUUACAUGUAUUUGUUUUUCUUUCACCGCCGUGUCUUCCGUUUGAUGCCAUGGAUUCGGCUCCGCCCGCAGCCCCCUCAAAACGCUGAAGCUGGCGUAUCCUAGAAAGACACGCACUACAUGUGUUUUUUUUGGUAUAUUUACAAAAGCAUGCUGGUGGUAGUUCGAUUUCAUUUAGCUCUUUCGUCGUUUGAAGUAUACUGCCAUCUUGAGAGUGACAUGGCACCAGUGAUUGAAGUAUAUCACUCUCUAAAAGGGCAAGUGCCAGAGCUUGCUGCCUCUCAUGAAUAUAGCUAGCUAGUUAAAGCCAGACAAGGUUAACCAAAUGCUAAAUGCAGUAAAUGCAAUAAAACACAGCCGGUUAACAAUUAUCAGCACUGGCAACAGCGAAAAUCGUAGAAACCUUUGAAAAACAUCCGUGAAAAAAAUGUGGUUCACCUCACGCUUUUCAGCUUUCAGACAAAAUGCAAUGUGAUCUACCACCACCACCCACCCCCACCCACCCCACCUCCAAGAUGCUGAGGGCAUUGAACCAAAACAGUGUCCUUGGGAAUAUCGACCCUCAUAAUUCUAGCAAGCUCUAGAAGCAUAAAUGCCUCUACAGUGACGCACGCCUCUCUUCCUUUAAGCACAGGCCAAAACCACAUGCCCUGUUGGUCCUUUGAGAUGGUCUGUUUUUUCUGUUUGUCUGCAUGAAUGUACUUGUGUGCCUGUCCUGUCGGAAUGAAAUGAAACUACUCUCCUGACUGAUCGAGUCCUCUGGGACAUGAACAUCUUCCUUCUGGGAUGAACGGAGUCAUUGUCCUCCUCAUUAAAUGAUGCACAUUUCUAGAGGAUCUUUCACUUCACUAUGUAAACAACACACCUCAUAUAAUUCCUCCUUGUUUAUUUGAUUAGGUGGCUUCAGACUGUGGAGGAUUAAAACCCAUUCCUUACAGUGAAGGCAUUUUACCUUCAGACUGGUCUUUAGAUGGAGCCCCAGUUGACUCACCCCUUCCUAAGAGUGUUACAAAGUUCUAAAAUAUGCUUUUAUCACCUCUGUUGAACUUGAAUACCAUCUGUGUUCAUGUAGGUUAACACUUUCAGUAGCGUUAAAGUGCUGUACAAGCGCUGCCAAAGGGGUGUUGGAUCGUUUUCAGUGUAACAUGAAGUGUGUGGAUGAAGGGAUGUGGUGUGUGGGUGUAAUGUCUAAUGUAUGUCCUCCAGAUUUAACGUUUUCUUUACUGUGAUAUUGUGUGUACUUUGUGACUGUAGGUAUUCUGAAGCUGUGUUUUCCAGUCUAGUUCUUGAGGCCCAUCGGAAAGUUUUGCUCUGAUCUUGGUCCAAAGUUUUGCUCUGAACUUUUUCAACCCUCUUCUCUUUCUGCCACAUCUGUAGCUGUGCCAUCAAUUACCACAGACAAUGCUGAUUUUCUUUUACUGAGCUAAAAUUCAGCUCUUUUUUAAUCAGAUUUCUUAGAGUUCUAGGCCUUACUCUGAGCUAAGAAAUCAGUGUGCUGUUUACACAACCAUUUGAAUAAUCAGAUAACUGCAGAAAUCCCAUUAUGAUUAUAGAGUGAACUCAGUGAUGCGAAACAUGUUGAGGCUUUUGUGAUGCCUGUUCCCAAACUGUUUCAAAGUGAUUGCAGUCACUUUUCAGGUUUUGUGUUUCAGCGCUAAAGGGUCGACCCCCAGGGUCAACUAGUGUCCCAAUCUCAAAUCAGAUUUUAUAAUUUAGUUUCAUAUUAACUGGCUGAUUCAAGCAACACCUGGCUGAUUGGCAGUCAAUCAGUGAAACUAAAUUUACUGUCCCACCAAUACGCUUCAUGAAAAGUAGUAAAAAUGGCUGCGUUUAAAAGCAAAAACGCUCAAAUGGUAUUGUUUACCUCAGUAAAAGCCUCUAAGCAUGCUGCAUAUAUUCCCAGUUGUACAAAUACUCUGCAACACCCAAAUCAAUCCUAACACACGGGGCUUAGAGUUCUUCAAAGCAGUGAAUCAUUUUUGGAAGCAGUUGCUCAGAAAGCUUUGCUUCUCCCAUCAAUACCUCAGACUGUCUUAUGACAGCAACAGAUGGACAGGUUGUCUCAGCACCUGUCUAUUGGAUUCUAAUGUUAUGUGUAUUUUAAUCGCUGUCAUUUAUGUACAGGAUUGUCUGUGGUAAUCAGUCAUAUUCUACAGAUUCAGCGGAGCCAGACUAGGUUGACAAAUACUAUAUUAUUCCUUUAAUAGCUUGGUUCAGAUGCACUGGGAGAAGGGCUGGCCCAAGUACUUGGAAUACUCCAGUGUGCAUUCGUUGUGUUAGCUUUGUCAGGAAUCCAUGAGUGUUUUCUAGAAUUCUUUUGGGGCCUAAAAGGUUAACAAAUGACAGUUAGAUUAAGUGACCCUUAUUAGUCCCACAACAGAGAAAUUUGACCUCUGCAUUUAACCCAUCUGUGCAGUGAAACACCACAUGCACACUAGUGAGCACAUGCACACUUUCCCAGAACGGUGGGUAGCCCUAUCUAGAGAGCAAUUGGGGGUUAGGUGUCUUGCUCUGACACCUCAGUCAUGUACCGUCGGCUCUGGGGAUCAAACCGGUGACCUUCCGGUCACAGGGUCGGUUCCCGAACCUCCAGCCCAUGACUGCCCAAACACAUUUCAACACAUUUUAUCAUAGAAAAAACAGGUGAAGAUGGCAGUUAUUUAAUGAAAGACUGAUAUUAGGCUGCAAGCAUUGUCCUAUCCAGGUAACAUUAGCUGAAACUUUUGUUUGGCUAGUUUUGACCUUUGAACGACAUCAGGGUGAAAACGCUGCUUGCUCAGUCAUUGAGCUGAAAGACUGAGAUAAAUCGAGGUAGCAGGCUAGCUAAUUACUCAAGCUUAGCAAGAAACACUAAAAAUAACCCAUAGAGUCAUCAAGCCUGAGCAGAAUUACGUUCGCUUAUCGAAGUUAUUUUACUCGCAAUGGAUUUUGAAGCUCUAAGUUAACAGUCGAAGAUGAACUUGGCUCAAUAAACUAGCUAAACGGACAACAUUGCAAAGUAAAGAUUAUAAAUAGAUUUACGUCUUUAACUGUUUAUCAGUGCUGCUAGUCUGACCCAUCUGACUUAACGUUGUAGCACAUCUGAACAGUCUCUUGGGGCACCUUUCUUACAAAUAUGUGUAAAAAUGUGUGCUACAAAUUGAAGAUUAAAAAUAUCUUAAAUGAAUACACUUGUAAUUAUGAUUAAUUAGGAAAUGUAUAUUGUUUUUAAGGGUUGUAUUGUGAGAGCAUUCAGGAACAGAGAAGUGUGUUUAAGUACUUAAUGACAAUUACCAAGUUUUUUAAACACUUGUUGAUGAAUACGAAUUAGUAGUGAAGUACUUGUUGGCGAACACAACGUAUUUGAGUACUGUUCAGGAAUGUGAACAAGAAUUUGAGUGUUUGAGUACCAAGUAUUUGAGUGCUCAAUGAGGAGCACUAAGUAUUCAAGUACUCCUUCUGGAACACGGAGUAUUCGAGUAUUUGUCGACGCACCAAUGGGUAUUUAAGUACUUGUUGGCACACCAAUGAGCAUCGGACUAUUUGUUGACAAAUACAUUAUUUCAGUACUUGUUAGCAAACACCAAGUAUUCAAGUAGACUUGUUGACAGGCAUUGAGCAUUUGUUGACAAAUACAGAGUAUACAAGUAUUUGUUGAUAAAGUAUCUGCGUAUUUGUUGACACAGUAUUUGAGUACUUGUCAAACACAGACUGAGUACUUGUUGACAAAUACUAGCAAGUAUUAAAAUACUAGUUGACAAACACCACUGGGUAUUCAAGUACUUGAAAUGUACUUAAAAUGCUAUUAGAUGAGAAUUGGGAUAGAGCAAAACAAGUGGUGGACCUCAAGAACAGGGCUGUGAAAUAUGGUUCUAGACUACUUCACCGUUCUACAGAUGUAUUUGUCUGUCUGUGAAAACCAGCCAGUGUCCUGCUGUCCUGUUGGACUCCGAACUGCUUCGGUGCCGCUUUCUACCGAAUCCUUCAGCUCAGGGAGAACUCCCCAUUUUUCCUGGCCGGCAGGGCUAAAGCCUUCACUAAUGAAGCUAAGCUAACAUCUUAGCCGCACAUGCUAAGCUAAGCACUCUUCCUGAAGCCCUUUACCACCUAUUCAGCAUUUCCAAGCAAUGAGCGCCACAGCCAAGGAUACCUCACUGACAAAAAACCCUCAUCACCUCCAUCACUCCUUCCUCUCUCAUUCUCUGGAGCUCCAUUCCAUUGAGUGGAGGGGAACACAUGCAACGUUAUCCUUCGUUUCUCUCUCUGUAGUGGAGAAACUUGUGUCAAGGGCUUUUCCCCAGUCACCUGGUUUUGUUUGUUUGUUUGUUUGUUUUUGUGUGCAUGGUCCCUGUCCUUUACGGCAUUGCUUUAGUUCUGCCUGUCUCUGGAGAAUCCUCCAUGCUUUUACAGUGAAAAGCUGCGAAUGUUUCUGAUCUGAUGGGUUUUUGUAACAACUUUAAACAAUAAAGUUAAAAAACGAAGA
This is a messenger RNA of Pygocentrus nattereri (red-bellied piranha), 9957 nucleotides long. It is a transcript of the gene peli1b, whose product is annotated as pellino E3 ubiquitin protein ligase 1b. NCBI's taxonomy places the organism in Eukaryota, Metazoa, Chordata, Actinopteri, Characiformes, Serrasalmidae. The coding region runs from base 542 to 1831 and encodes 429 amino acids. Gene Ontology annotation, molecular function: protein binding; ubiquitin protein ligase activity. Gene Ontology annotation, biological process: regulation of Toll signaling pathway; protein K48-linked ubiquitination. The record is from RefSeq and is a predicted model, not a curated record. The transcript has 7 exons.